UGCCGUCGCUCCUGCAGGCCUGACUCUGAUUGUCCACAGGAAGUCGGCUGAAAGAAAAUUUUCCGCUUUUCGCAUCCCAUUUAGACACAGCCAGCAGUCCUGCUCGCCCUCGUGGAAGUGCUGAUCAUAGAAAGAGGAUUUACUCACCCUCCAGAUGGAUGUUGUAUAGACACUGAAUCCUUUCUGCUUACUGUCAUCCCGCUAACCGACUUGGAGACACACACACGCGUGCGCAUGCGCUCUUUGGCACCGAAAACCGAGGCGCGAUGCGUUUUGACAUGUCACGCGCGCCCGCAAAAAAAGAAGAAAAAAGCCCGCCCGCUUAAUCCCGCGGUUUGGGAUUGGGCGGGAAGACUCGGCUGAGGAAACACGGGAUUGGGUGGAUUGAAGAGUCUAACCGCUGCUGUGACUCAGAUGAGGAGAUGAAUCUACAUCACUUCACUUUACCUCAGCUGAAACUAGCGGACGGACUGUCAGGGGAAAAAAGAGUUUUUCCUCUCAAUACAGUUGGAUUAAUUGGAAUUAAUAGCAAAUUUGGACAAACAGUUCGAGUGUUAAGCAACAUUACACUAUUUAACGAUGGCUUUUAUGGUGAAACACGUAGUCGGAGGUCAUCUGAAGAAUCUGACAGGAGGUCUGACAGAAGAGAAACCUGAAGGGGAGAAAUCUGAAGCUGCGGCUAAAGGAAUGACACAAGAAGAGUUUGAACAGUACCAACAGCAGCUAGAGGAGGAAAAGGAAGAGCGGGAUGCCAAUUUUGCCCAGAAGAAGGCGGAGCGGGCGACAGUCAGGUCUCACUUCAGAGACAAAUACAGGUUGCCAAAGAAUGAGGUGGACGAUACUCAGAUCCAGGCAGCGCGGGACGAUGUGGAGCUGCCCACCGAACUGGCUAAGAUGAUCGCACAGGACAACCAGGAGGAGGAGCAGAAGCAAUCAGUGCUGGGUCAACUAACCAACAUCCAGAACGUGGAUAUGGGUCAUCUGAAAGACAAAGCCCAGGCCACGCUGGAGGACCUGAAGAACUCUGCUGAGAAGUGCUGCGUCAUGUGAUCUGGCCACGUUAAAUGCACUACUAUUAUCUCUGUAUAUCUCCCUCACACAAACACAGACAUAUACACACACACACACACACACACACACUCACACACACAUAUAUACACACACACACUCACACACACAUACAAACAUGCACAGACACAGAAAAGCACACACACACAGUGACAAACCUCCAUGCUCAUGUACCCAGUGUGACGUGUUUCAUGAUGCUAAUAUUGUUCUAGGAGUUUUAGUGUCACGUCAUCAACAUAACCUGUUCAGGUCGCAUUUCACCUCAGAAAAUGUCAAACAAUUAACUUCGGGGUGAAAUGUGACAUGUUUUUGCAGAUUCACCAAUAGGGCUGUGGCGAUAAAAUCAUGCGUUGUGAUUCGU
Messenger RNA from Danio rerio (zebrafish), 1429 nucleotides. NCBI's taxonomy places the organism in Eukaryota, Metazoa, Chordata, Actinopteri, Cypriniformes, Danionidae. The record is from RefSeq and is a predicted model, not a curated record.